AGGAACCCAAGGAACACAUUCACGAGGCCUCCAGACCGAAACCCACGGCCGUCCGCUGAAUACGAGUCGUUUGCUGGGGCCCUGCGAGCUGCAAAACGAUCGUUCGUAGAAGAAAAAAUCGUUCGUAAGCGGAGCAGUCCCUGUUGGAACAGCAUCGCGCCAAUGGAGGGCUUUCAGCCCUUCAACUUUUGGAAGUUUCUGGAGAAACACAGAGACCAGCUCAAACCGCCCGUUGGUCAGCGAGAACAAGCCGCAGGCAGAUCCCCCAGUGCUUUCUGUUGUUUUGUGUGUGCAGGCAACAAGAUGAUCUACAAUGAGGGGGAGUUCAAAGUCAUGGUCGUCGGAGGUCAGCACACAAACGAGGCUUUCCGCAGUAGAUGGAAGCGGCGAGCGUACCUCUGUAUCUCUGUGUGUGUUUCUGUGUGUGUCAGGUCCCAACACGCGUACGGAUUAUCACUGGGAGGUGGGUCCGGAGUGGUUUUUCCAGCUGCAGGGCGACAUGUGCCUCAAGGUGGCACGCGACGACCCCACCACCGGCGAGAUGCGCUUCGAGGAUGUGCACAUUCGCGAGGGCGACAUGUACAUGCUGCCGCCCAGAGUCUACCACUCGCCUCAGGUGGCUGGCUGGCUGGACGGACAGAGGGAGGGACGGGGGAAGGAAGCAGACAGAGCAGCCAUCGAGCGUGCUCAAUGGUUUGUGUGUGUGUGUGUGUGUGUCAGCGCUCCGAGGGGUCGGUUGGGCUGGUCAUCGAGAGAGAUCGAAGGCCCGAUGAGGUAGCCAACCACACGAACGGACACAAGAAAGGCCUCCUCACGAACGUCGCAAGUCAAUCAAUCGAUGGGCCAUGUGUGUGUAUGUUUGUGGAAAUGAUGCCUGCGUGUGGUGUCAGGAGCAUGACCGCCUGACGUGGUUUUGCGAGCUGUGCAAAGCCCUCAUCUACCAAGACACAUUCCACUGCACCGACCUGGGUACCUAGCUGCGCGAAACACAGGAAGAGAACAGACCCCCCUCAAUGCAGUCACCGGUCUGUUCGUGUGUCUCCCCUGGCCCCACUUGACUGCACACAUACACACAUACAUGCAGGUAAGCAGCUGAAGCCGGUGAUCGAGGCCUACUACGGACCUGACGCGGGCCGCAGGACGUGCAAGAAGUGUGGGUGGGUGGAACAGGUGCCUGAGAAGUUCGUGCAGGCCAGGGAACGGGCUAACGGGGUGUGAUGUGAUGUGAUGGUAUGGGAUGGGGUGGAGUGGGAUGGGAUGGGAUGUAUGAGUCGUGUUGUGAUGCAGAUGAACUGUUUCGAGACGGUUUCCCAUUUAGUCUUCUGUUUGAGUGUGAUGUGAUGUUGGCCGUGGUGUUGGCCUUGGUUAUGCACAUGUGGGACUGGUCCAGUCAGUGGUUGAUGUAUUCUGUGUAUGGAUGAAUGAAUGAAAGACCGUCCACAACCC
This is a messenger RNA of Vitrella brassicaformis, 1446 nucleotides long. The record is from the annotation of a GenBank genome assembly. Lineage: Eukaryota; Vitrellaceae.